AUGGUUGAUUCAGAAAUUGAGCAGUACUCAAUGCCUCCGACUGGCUCACUGAACUUGCCACUUCAAGUAGGUGGUAGUGCUACUGUAAAUGGUGCAGGUACCAACGAUGAUGAAAGAAUUUGGACUCAUAUAUUAUCUGAAGUUAUUGCUAACAGUAUUAGUAUUAGCAGCGGUGCACCAGGAACUAUCCUAUUCUUAGGGAACCGACAAAGUGGCAAGACUUGGUUGUUAAAUAGGUUGGAGAAGAAAGAAACACCUGGUCGUAGUUCUGCACUGGAAUAUCACUUUUUGAAUGUACAUACAGACUACAGAGAUGUUUGCUAUGCGUAUCAAUUAGCAUCUGCAGGCGCAGGUGUUGCGCCAGGAGAAAGUGUAACUUUACCGGUUUGGGUUUUGGAUGGUGAUGAGGCGUUCGCGCCUUUGGUAAAAUAUGCGUUGACAGCGCCGUUGUGCAAAAGUGUUGUGAUACUAUGUGCAUCAAUGCAAGAACCUGGAAUAAUAUUAUCGUCUCUCAACAAAUGGGCGAAAAUAAUCGGUCAUCAGAUCGAAAAUUUAUUUGAUCCAGUAGCUCUGGCGGAUGCACGCAAAUCACAAGAACUAUUCUGGCAAGAAUAUGUUGAACCACUUGAUAGCUCAAUGCAAAGUGACAAAAUACCAUCUAUGGAAACAGAACACGUACUACUACCACUUGACCAAAAUGUUUUAACACGAAAUACUGGUGCUGCUUUGGUAGUUGUAUUAACGAAAUGUGACACAGCACUUGCUGAAAUGUCUGACGAGCAACUUGAUCGCUUACAAUAUCAUAUUCGCAAAUUUUGUAUGGCUCAUGGAGCAACAUUAAUAUACACAUCUGCCAAAGAAGAAAAAAAUACAACUUUGCUCUAUAAAUAUAUCGUCCAUCGGGUAUGUGGAAUGCCAUUCACAACACCAGCUCAAGUUGUUGAGAAGGACUCCAUAUUUGUUCCAGCAGGUUGGGACAAUGAGAAGAAGCUGGAAAUUAUUAAGGAAACGAUUCCCGACGUUGAACAUCCGUUAGAGGUGACACGUGAAAAACAGUCUGUGCGUGAUCAUGUCGUGGAAGCAGAAGAUGAUCAAGCAUUUCUGAAUAAACUUUCAAAUAUGGAAAUUGCGUCACCAAAACGAGCUGCUGCACAAAAGCAAUCGAGUGAGGGUACUGAUGGCAAUUCUCCGCUAGUUUCUUUUUUCAAUAAUCUUCUGAAGACCAAAGAGGGCCAGGUGGCACAAGCGAAUCGGGUAGUUACUGACCCUCAGGCACAUCUACAAAGAAUGCUGGAGCAAGUAAAUAACUCGUCAAUGACUUUGAGAUCGAAAUCUGGAUGUGAACAAACAGCAGUCUCUGGGACGAACUCAACUUAG
This is a messenger RNA of Thelazia callipaeda (thelaziosis nematode), 1377 nucleotides long. NCBI's taxonomy places the organism in Eukaryota, Metazoa, Nematoda, Chromadorea, Rhabditida, Thelaziidae. The record is from the annotation of a GenBank genome assembly.